GACACCACUGCCCUUGUCCGCGGGCCUGCGGCGCAGGAUGUGGUCGCAGGACAUCCAGCAGUACGAUCCGCAGCGCACCGCGCCGCAGAGGGCGCCGCAGAGGCACCCGGCAGGCGGUCAGGUGCAGGCCUUUGGAGGCAGGCGCGACCCGUUCGGCGCGUUCGACGACAUGAUGAUGUCGCCGUUCGGCGGCCUCGGAGGUGGUCUCUUCGGGCGCAGCGGCGGCGGUCCCUUCGGUGACAUGUUCGCCCAGAUGGACCCUCUCGACCAGAUGAUGGACCAGAUGAUGGGGCCCGGCGGCUCCAUGAUGGCGUCCCAGAGGUCCGCGGGCGGCGGCAUGAUGAUGGGCGGCACGAGCGCCGGCGGGGGCGGGGGCUACUCCUACCAGUUCUCCUCCAGCGCCGUCGGGGACUACAACGGGCGAGCGCAGGAGGUGCAGCAGGCCUACUCCAACAGCUCGACGGGCAUCGACAAGAUGUCGCUGGAGCGACAGCUGGAGGGCCGCGGGCGGAAGAUGGUGAAGGAGCUCGACAGGAACUCCGGCGAGGAGCGCAACACCGACAUGUAUCGAGGCAUGUCCGAGGAGCAGUACCCGGACUUCGAGCGGCAGUGGAACGAGCGCGCUGCGCCCCGCCUCCCAGCGCACGCCGCGGGCUUCGGCGGUGCGCGGGCGCUCCUGGGCGGCCGGCCCGAGGCGGCGCAGGCCCAGCCGGCGCUACAGAACGGCUUCCCCAGGGACUGGAAGGGCAGCUACGUGGGCGGCGAGGCGCAGAGCAAGCGCGGCGUGCUGACGCUGAAGUACCCCAUCGAGCACGGCAUCGUGACGAAUUGGGACGACGUGGAGAAGAUUUGGCACCACACGUUCUACAAAGAGUUCCGCGUGGCCCUGGGUGAGCAUCCCGUGCUCCUCACCGAGGCGGCCCUGAACCCCAAGGCGAAUCGCGUGCGUAUGACCCAGAUCGUGUUUGAGGCUUUCAACGUGCCCACGAUGUACGUGGCCAUCCAGGCCCAGGCCCGGCUCGGCAAGUGGAGCUUCGCGAGCAGGGGCCGCGGGUUCAGCGGAGAGGUGCUCUUGCCGUGGGGCCCGGGGCGCGAGAGGCCCGCUGUGACGGCCAGGCCGCCGAGGGUCGGCGAGGGAGCAGGGCACCGGGCGGCCUCGGGCACCGCGGGCGGUGCAGGGCCUGUCUCCCGCCUCGUCGCCACGAAGGGGCAGGCCACCGAGGCAGAAGACGGCACGGCGACGGCAGGGCCAAUGGGCGCCCUGUCGGCGCUCCUGCAGGCCGCAGACGCCGCCUGCUCGCGCACGCUGGGCGUCGACCCGCUGCGUGUGGGCGUGGCGCUGUGCGUGGCGUGGCGGCUGUGGCGAUGGCUGGGUCAGGACCUCCUGGGCCCUUUCAGCGACACGCCCGACAUCGCUGUAAAGGUCGAGGACGACGAGAGGGCCCGCCAGCUGACAGGGCGCCGCAAGUUCGACUAUGCCUCCGAGUGGGGCAAGUCGAAGGCCAUCGUGCCAUGCUGGGACCCGGCGACGAUGGACUAUCUGGGCGACGUGCCCGCGCACUCCGCGGAGGAUGUACGGCAGAUCAUUGCCAAGGGCAAGGAGGCCCAGCUGCGGUGGGCCACGUCGGAGUAUGCCCAGCGGCGGCAGUUCCUGCGAGUUCUGCAGAAGCACAUGCAACAUGGACACGAUAGUGACCGUGGCCUGCCGCGAGUCUGGGAAGACCAUGGUUGA
Messenger RNA from Prorocentrum cordatum, 1732 nucleotides. The record is from the annotation of a GenBank genome assembly. NCBI's taxonomy places the organism in Eukaryota, Dinophyceae, Prorocentrales, Prorocentraceae.